Danio rerio (zebrafish) is the source of this 6290-nucleotide messenger RNA. The record is from RefSeq and is a predicted model, not a curated record. Lineage: Eukaryota; Metazoa; Chordata; Actinopteri; Cypriniformes; Danionidae.
UCCCGCAGAAUCAGAAACGCAACAGAAGCCGAUAAGACGCGUUUGUUUUAUCAGCUCCCCGUUUGAAGGCACCCGUGGGAUGAAACUAUUUUAUCAGCACUUUUUUGAAGUCGGAGACGUAUAAGGAGAUAACCCGCGAUAUUUGUCAGCCGAAAUUGAGGAGUUUGUUUUUCAUGGAUCAGCCCGUUUCAUGCGACUAGACAUCCUCCAUCUGUCCGAUCUGCACGACAGCUCCGGGACGGCGGUGGACAUCACUGGACGUUUACGGAUAAAGACUGGACGACACGCUGUGAUUUGAAUGCCUUUGCCGGGACUUUGCUGGCUUGUGUGCUGCAGACAAGGCUUCAGUUUGCUGGCUCGGGAUCAUGGGGAGAAAGAAGAGGAAGAGUCUUUCGAGUUACGCAAUCAGGACGAACACACACACACGGGACGGGGGCAACUAGAGGUCACUCUGUCUCAGCCCACUCGAUCAGCCAACGGCACUCCUUGUCUGUCGGGAGUUCCUGAGGAGAAAAGAAGUCUGAUCACACAGAAGACUAAGAUGACGAUGGAUGAAGACCCUGAGGUGGUCGUAAAGGGCUGGCUCCUGCGGGAGGUGCAGGGAGGUUGGCUUCGGCAGAGGAGGUUCUGGUUUGUGUUAACGUCCGAUUCUCUUGACUACUACAGCGGCCCGGACAGAGAUGCUCGGAGACUGGGAACGCUUGUACUCACAUCGCUCUGUUCAGUGCUGUGGCCUGAUAAACACACCUAUAAACAGACAGGUUACUGGAGUCUGACUGUAUAUGGCCGCAAGCACUGCUACAGAUUAUUCACAAAGCACUACAAUGAGGCGGUGCACUGGGCGUGUGCCGUGCAGAAAGUCAUCGACAGCAAAGCGCCGGUGGAGACGCCAACACAGCUCCUCAUACGUGACAUUGAGGAGAAUAAAUUCAAUCCAGAGGUUGUGGAGCACAUUUAUCAACAUAAUCCCAUCCUGAGGUACACGCAGAGCCCACUGUACGCCCCACUGCUGCCUUUCCCCUACGGCAGCCUGCAUCACACACACAUGGCCAGCAAAGGCUACACAUCGAUCCGCGAGGAGGCGGUGAGGCUGUUUAACUGUCUCCAGCAGCUGGAAUCAGCCCGUGAGCCCAUUCCUCUCAUUCAAGGGAUUCUGCAGACCUGCCUGGACCUCCGACCGCUCCGAGACGAGCUCUACUGUCAGCUCAUCAAGCAGACCAGCACCACCAGCUCACGAGUGCAGACGCAGACAAACCCCAACCCACAGCUCAGAUAUUGGCAACUGCUCACCUGCAUGAGCUGCACCUUCCUGCCAAGCUGCGGCAUCCUCAGAUACCUGCGCUUCCACCUCAAGAGGGUUCAGAGUUUGAGUGUGGACCCAGAAGUGGAGAGCUAUGCGUCCUUCAUUGGCCAGGCUCUAGAGAAGACCCGAGGCAGAGAGUGUGUGCCCUCGUGGGAGGAGAUUCAAGGGCUGAUGGGAAGACAGGAGAUACUGUGUACUGUGCAUUACCCUGGACCAGGCUGCUGCCAGAUACCCAUCACCUCACACACCACAGCUAAUGAGGUGGUGAGGAAGAUGGCGGAGCGCCUCGGGCUGCAGGACAGCCGAAACACGUUUGGUCUUUUUGAGCAGAAUGCAUGCUGGGAAAAAGCUAUAGGAGGCAGCACAAUAAUCGCUGAUGUCAUCACCAGAUUUGAAAAUUUGUCAGCUAAAGAUCCAGACUCUGACUGCCAGUGCAGACUCUGCUUUAAACUCUACUGUCUGCUGGACACAGAAAACAUCAGUACAGACAGCAUUGAGUACCUCUUCCUCUAUGAGCAGUGUCAUGAGAUGGUGGUGCGAGGGCAGCUGCCAGCUUGUGAGGAAGAUCUUCUUUCACUGGCGGCGCUGAGGCUGCAGUAUCUGCUGGGGGAUUUCAGCGCCCUCUCUCCGUACCCGGCGCUAGAGCAGCUCUUUCCAGCAGAGGUGGUGGAGGCCCGAGCCCUGCUGGCCCCCGUCGAUCCCCCCGGCUGCCCGUCCUUCCCUGGGGGUCUGCUGGCUGGGACGCUGUGGGGGCACAAGCGACGACAGGAACAGGACCAAAGGCUGCGGGCCAGGCUGAGGGAGGAGGGGGCUGUGGUGAUGUCCACUAUUCUAGAGCGCUGGAAAGCCCUGGUGGGAUACAGUGGCAGGGACAGCAUGGCUGCUUAUCUUACCAUUGCCCGGCAAUGGUCAGGGUUCGGCUGCACACUCUAUGAAGUGGACUUUUAUAUAAGCUCAACAGGAAGCUUCUCUCAGAAGUUGUGGCUGGGUGUAGCGGCAUCCUGCGUGACUCUGUAUCGUCAGGGCGAGGCUGAAGCGCUGGAGUCUCUGCCCAUCACUCAGAUCUGCUCAUAUGGAGUGUCUGAUAGCAACACGUUCAGGAUCACUGCAGGAGAUCGAGACCUGCUCUUUGAGACCACCAAGCUGACUGAGAUCAUGCAGUUGAUGAAUGCUUACUUCAGUGCCACUCGUCGCCAGCUAGGCAAAGAUGACUGCAUCUCCCUCGAAACGAACCCCAAACUCCACCCGUCUCUAUUUGAGCUGCCAUCUCACCCGGUGUGAAGAGUGAACGACACACACUCACACACAUGCACACACACAUAUAUAUGCAGUCCUGGCUGUUUGCAUCCCUGUAAAGAGCUUCGCUGAGAACUCAGAUGAGACUGAAAGGAGCAGAUGCUGUGGAAAUGGAGGGAGUCAGGAGAGCCACAAACAGGAGAGCAGCUUCAGGAACUCAAUUGCUACACCGCCAACAGAAUCCCAAAAAGGACACAGGGGGCCUCAGCAGUCCCCUGCCAUCUGGGAGCCCGUCAAAUGUCACCGAGAGGAAUGUAAGAGCGAGUCCAGAAAUGGAAGGUGCGAAAAACAUCAUAUUUGUUUAAAGGGAUGGCUCACUCAAGAAUGAACAUGCUGUCAUUGUUUGCUCGCUGUACAAGUUUUUGCAGAGCUGUAUGAAUUUUGGAUUUCUGCUGUAUGCCGAAGAAGAUAUUUUGAAGAAUGUGGAUAAGCAGUGUUUUGUACAGGGAAUUCUUUAUAAUUUGGCCUCUAAGUUGUUCCAAACUUGUUCUGACUUUUUUGUAGAACACAAAAUAAGUCUUUAAUCUAUUCAAUUACAGCAGGGGUGUCCAAACUCGGUCCUGGAGGGCCGAUGUCCUGCAGAUUUUAGCUCCAACUUUCCCUUAGCACACCUGCAAAAUGUUUCUAGAAAUCCUAAUAAGAGCUUGAUUAGUUGGCCCAGGUGUGUCUGAUUGGGGUUGGAACUAAACUUUGCAGGACACACGGCCCCCAGGACCAAGUUUGAGCACCCCUGAAUUAAAGUUAAUGGGGUAAACAGUUUUUUGGACCCUAUUGACUUCCAUUGCAGGGGAAAUAAAUUUGGGAUGUUUUUUAUUGUUAUUGGCAAGGUGAAAAAGUCAUUUAGGUUUGGUGUCAUUGGUAUCGACCAGACACUGACUUGGUGCCAAAAUUCAUCGGAAUAUCUUCUAUCAUCUUCUUCAGUAAAGUUCAUACAGUUUUAAGUUAAACGAUUACAGAAUUUCACUUUUGGGUGAACUAUUCAACCUGUAUGUUUGAAAUAUUUGCUUAAAUUCUUUAAAACAACACGAAUUGUCAUUUACUUUAUUUGAAAAUUAUAAAUGCAUUUCAUUUUGUGAAAUUUGUGAAACACAGAGUAUAAUUUUAAUAACUUUUCAAGGAGUUUACCUUAAAUUAAAGGGAUAGUUCACCCAAAACAAAAAUUUACUUGCCGUUUCAUGUUAUCUGAAACCUGUUGGAGUUUCUAUUUUGUGUUGAACACAAAUGAAAACAUUCAGAAGACAUUGACGUCCACAGUAGGCCAAAAAAAACCUUAUGAAGGUCAGUGUCUACCGUUUUCCAACAUUAUUCCAAAUAGCUUAUUUUGUGUUCAACACAUGAAAGAAACUCAAACAAGUUAUGGGGAAGUAAAUCAUGCACUAGAAAAAACAAAAAAAAAAAAGCUUUUUUUACCUAGAGUUUUUGUCUUGUUUCUAGUCCCCAAAAAAAUUCAGAAAUCAAGAAGUUUCUAGACAAGCAAAACAUAUUGUCUAAUUUUUGGAACUAAUAUGCAAAAAUUACAUGAGUUUUUCCUUAAAAAAAAAAGCUAAAUAAUCCGUCAAUGGGGUAAGCAAAAUAAUCUUAUGUCGAAAGCAAAAACAAGAUUAUUUUGCUUGUUUUAAAGAAAAACUCACUUCAUUUUGGCAUAUUAAUUCUUUAAACAAGACUAUAUGCUUUGUUGUCUAGAAAAUGCUUCUUGAUUUAAGAAUUUUUAGAUAUUUGGACUAGAAACCUGACAAAAACUCUAAGUAAGAAAAGCAUGUUUUGCAGUGUGACAGUGUGGCAGUGUGACAGGCAGUGUGUGGUUAUUUUUGAGUGAACUGUCCCUUUAAGCACUUUUUUCUUACCUUCUUCAAGUGUAAAUGUAUCCAUUUUUCUAAAGAUGUUUAUAUGUUUUGGCAAACAAGAAAAGUUUUAUAUUUAGGCGACACAAACCAUCUUCCAUUGUGCACGCUCAUACACACUCACUUUGCUUCGUCGUACUUUUCAACCUCCUGCCCAGCUCACCAUAAACCCAUUCAUCAAUCCGUACAUGACCUUGAAACAAAAACUGGUGCAAAUCAUGCCGUCCUUGAGAACUGGCCAAUACUGAACUGAUGGUGGCGCGUGUGUGUGUGUGUGUGGUCGCGAGAGACUUUUAAAGCUGUAGAAACCAAAGGAUCUUUAGCACAUCGUAUGAUGUGAGUGUAUUUGUGAAAUGCUUUGAGCCCGACCUGGUGCUGCUUGACUGCUGUUAGCCUACAGUUCCUCUGAUGUGCGCGUCCUGUAGCCUCAGAUCUUUAGAUUCAGUUAAAAACAACUAACUUAGACGCCCCAUUGCAGCCUGGUACCUGUGAAGGUAAAUAACAUUUUCCAGAAAAAAGAAGAAGAUCAUUUUGGUUAAACUAAGCCUCUUGAACACAUUAAACACUGAAGAUAGACAAAUAAUCAACACUAUUGAUAUGCAAAGUUGCUACGCCAGCUUCUAAAGAUUACAUUUCCAUUAAAGGGACAGUUCAUGCAAGAAAUAACAACAUUGUCAUCAUUUAACUGGAGGUUGUUUUUUUUUUUUCUCCACAUAAUGAAUUUCAAUGGGGUCCAAUUUUGUUUGGACCCCUUUGACUUGCAUUGCAUGGACAAAAUACCUUCUUUUAAAUUCUACAUAUGAAAAUCUGUCUGGUUUGGGAAGACACACGGAUGAGGAAAUGAUGUCAGAGUUGUCAUUUCUUGUGGGGUGAAUGAUCCCUUUAAGCCUAACCCGUAGCCUCCGUCUGCUUUUGUUAUAAAGCUUCCACGACUAACGGCUCAUUGUCUUUUUAUCUGCUGAGAGUUCAUAUUGUCCUCCUUUAACGUGUUAUUUUCUGUUCGUUUAUUUAUGGCUGUCCGUUGUAAACAUUGUGUGUAAGGUUUUUUUUAAUUGUCCUCUUUACGUUUGUUUUCUAUAUCUUUCAUAAAGACCUGUAUUUGUAUUUUAGUGCUUGCAUCGAAAGAGCUGAUGACGUCAGUUCAAAUAUGCUUAUUUACGGUUUUCGUUUAUUUCCCCCAUCACAAAAGCUCUACAAAUGGUUUCCUUUGUAGAUUACUGCGAUGUUUGUCAACCCAAAAAUGUCAUUCGUCCCUUUUAAAGUCACACGGACCAAAUAUUUAGGGGGUUGGUGUCCCUUGUUCGCCCCUUCGAAUGACUGCCAAACUGUCACUGAAGCAAUAAAGCCUGCCCAGAUUGGUCCUCUAUGGGGCAUCAGGUUGCCUUUAGAGGAGCCACUAGUGCCUGUCAAACAAACUGUACAAUCUUUAACUCACUCAUAAUCAGGCUCACUGUAUUCAGAGUAUUUUAAUUUCACCGCUAUCUUUAUUCUAUCGCAGCUUGUCUGCUCGAAUACAAAUCCGACCAGCUACUUGAAGUCAAAAGGUGGAGGGCAAUCACUUCUUCAGUGUGGUUUCUUUUUGUGUUUGGGCUAUUGCCCCUGUGACGGCAGUAGUGCUCUUGUGUUUUGCGUCACUCUUUAGCUGCAGGCAGCUCCGCUCACUGUCAUACAUGUAAACUCCAACGACAACCUCUGAUGCUUUAUAGACCGUUUGUAUGCUGCAUGGUACCUUUAUUAUGUUACACAUGUAAUAGUCAAUUGCACUAUUGUUUGUACAGCUAACUUAAAUGUGCAAUAAUGCAAAAGGAUGAAUACUGUAUGUAAUAAAAAGCAGCACCAUUGCAAUAUCA